Seminavis robusta is the source of this 345-nucleotide messenger RNA. The record is from the annotation of a GenBank genome assembly. Lineage: Eukaryota; Bacillariophyta; Bacillariophyceae; Naviculales; Naviculaceae.
AUGGAUUUGAAUUGCAAUGGCCACUAUUUCCAUACUAGAGGCACCAAGGAAGAACCCUGGAGAUUCUUUGGGCUUCCUCUAGCUGCUGUCAUGUGCAAGCACACUCAACUAGGAGGGACAAGCGAGACCUACGAGGAAAAUAAGCAAUACCUGCUGGUUCACCCGCUUUCCUCUGACGAAGAAGACGGCGGCAGCGACGACGAUAACGGCACCGGACAACAAUCAUUCAAUAUCCCCGCCGCAAAAUUCAACAUGGUGGAUGUGCCGCCACCGCCUCGUCGGCUUGAAAAGGGAAGCUUUAAGAUGCCAGGCUUCGUGCACACCAUCCCAAUUUCGGAUUCUUAA